This is a messenger RNA of Lolium rigidum, 3115 nucleotides long. RefSeq lists its product as uncharacterized. Gene Ontology annotation, cellular component: plasma membrane; endoplasmic reticulum membrane. Gene Ontology annotation, molecular function: protein kinase activity. NCBI's taxonomy places the organism in Eukaryota, Viridiplantae, Streptophyta, Magnoliopsida, Poales, Poaceae. The coding region runs from base 32 to 3115 and encodes 1027 amino acids. Gene Ontology annotation, biological process: endoplasmic reticulum membrane organization; protein phosphorylation. The record is from RefSeq and is a predicted model, not a curated record. The transcript is spliced from 10 exons.
CACCGCUCCAGAAUACCUAGAAAAUGGGAAAAUGUCAGUCAAGUCUGAUGUUUAUAGCCUUGGCAUCAUAAUAAUCGAACUAGUGACAGGACAUAAGAGUAUUCCCGAUAUUAAGAAUGUACUUAGAAGGUGGAGGCACAGAUUGCGUAAAUCAGGGAAAGAAACACCGUUUAGAUACCAGCAAAUAACUAAACUCAUCGAGAUUGGGCUACUCUGCCAGGAAAGGGCCCCCUAUAAGAGGCCUUUCAUAUCAGAAAUAGUACGUAAGAUCAAUGAUCUGGAAAGUACAGACAUGCAAGUCAGCAAUGUCAACGAAUCUACGGUUGGCGAGAUAAUCCCCUAUUUGGAAGAUGACAUGCUUGGGAUUGAGCCGCUAGAGCUACGUUUUCCUUUUGAGCUCAACAAUCAGACGUCAUGCUUACUUGAGCUAACAAACGAGACAAAUGCUUUUAUUGCUUUCAGCAUCCAAACGAUGAGCCCCCUACCAUACUGCAUACAACCAAAGAAGGGUAUUGUUUCUCCACGAUCGAAUUAUAUUGUCAACAUAACAUUGCAACCACUAGACGAGGCACCACAAUAUAGGCAGUACGCUGGCGAUUUCAUCGUGCGAAGCACCAAAGUAAAUAAGAGUCUUCUAAGUGAGGAUAUAACUGAAGAUAUAUUCAAUAGAGAGGAGGGUAAAUUGGUUGAUGAAGUUAAUCUGACAGUUACAUAUAAGGCUGAAGUACCCCAAGUGGAAUCCAGUGUGGCGCCAACAGAGGCAAAAUCCGAGAUAAGUGCAUCUACGUCAGAUGAAGUAAUCCGGUUUGAUCCCCCCGAACUAUGCUUUCCCAUCGUGCCAGAUAAAACUGUUUUGUCCUCAAUUAAAAUAAUCAACACUACAGAAUCCUAUGUUAGUUUCGCCAUAUGUCGUCUCGCAGGAAAAGAACCCGCCAGACUUUACCACUUCAACAAAACCAAAUCAGUCCUGCCACCACGGUCCACAGAAUGCCUCGCAGUAAGAAGUUAUAAAAGAGAAGGUGCAGUAAAAAAGAUACAGUACAAUGAGGAAUUCGAUGUCGGUUACGCCACUGUGGCUGAAGAUAUCAAAGCCUGCGACCUUGAUACUAAUGAUUACACUCAGUGGAAGAAGUUGCACAUCGUUGAAAAGAAGAUAAACUCUUGUACCUCAAACGAGCUGAUCCAGUUUGAACCACCUGAGCUAAGAUUCCCUUGCCUGAACAAGACUUCACUCUCCUGGGUUAAUAUAGUGAACAAUACAGAUUGCCACAUUGGCUACAGUACAUGGAAAUAUAAAACCAAUGUUGCGUUCUACGCCAUAGAACAAAAAAGAGGAAUUCUGCCACCACGGUCCACUCAAAGAAUGGUUGUACAAAGGGUACCCAAGGAAAAGAAAGAAGAAGAAGAAGAAUCAGAAUCAUCAUCGGAAGAAGUUUUUGUGUGGAACAUGAUUGUGUCAGAAGGUGUUGAAGCUAGCAGCCUCACUGAUUACUACAGGAAGGGAGAAAGUAAGGAGUUGCCCUUAGUUUGUAAGAAGAUAAGCGCCCCGUGGACCUCAGACGAGCUGAUCCGAUUGGACCAUCCUGAGCUCCGCUUCACCUUUUCGCACAAAAAGACAGCGUUGUCCUCAGUUAACAUGGUCAACGUCACAGACUAUUAUGUCGGUUUUCGUCUAUUUAAUGGUGAUACAAAUGCGCUUUAUUAUGAGCCAAAUCCUGAAGUAGGAAUUUUGGCACCACGGUCGGCUCAAAGAGUCCUCGUAUCAAGGCCGAUAGAUCAAAAGGAACCAGAAGAAGAUAUACAGUACAACGAUAAGUUCAUUAUGUGGAAUGGCAUUGUCUCUGAAGGUGUCAGAGCCAGCGACCUAGAUUGCUUCAUGUGUAAGAAGAAGGAGCAGAGUAACGAGUUGCCCAUAAUUCUUAAUAAGGUAACGUCAUCUACCUCAGUUGAGCUGAUCAAGCUUGAACCCCCUGAAGUUUGCUUCCCCUUCUUGCCAAGCAAACGUCUGUUAUCUUCAGUUAAGAUAGUCAACAUUACAGAUUAUCACAUUGGUUUCAAUACAGCUGUGGAGGAAACAAAUGUGGCAUCGUACAUCACAGAGCCAAAAUGUGGAGUCCUGCGACCAUGGUCAACACAAGAACUGGUGGUAUCGAGAGUAUCCAAGGAUGAGACACCCGAACUAGUAGACAUGCAGUGCGCAGAUAAAUACUUUGUGUGGAGCGGCUUUGUGACUGAAGAUGUCAACGCAAACGAUCUCAUAACAUGGAUGCCCAUAACCGAGAGAAAGGAGUUUCCCAUAGUUUUCGCAAAGGAAAGUUCAAAUGAGUUGAUUCAGUUUGAUCCUCCCGAGCUGUGCCUUCCCCUGUUGCUAAACCAGAGAGUGUUGUCCUCAGCUAAGAUAGUCAAUAUUACGGAUCAGUAUAUUGACUUCAGAAUAUGCACCAAGAAAAGCAACUCAGCAAGGUACUAUGCAAAUCCAUCGGAAGGAAUUUUGCCACCACUAUCCACACAACUACUCUUGGUAACAAGGAUAGCAGAGGAAAAGGAACUAGAAGACACUCGGUGCACAGACAAGUUUUUGGUGUGGAACGUCAUUGUGACUGAAGAUUUCAAGGCCAGUAAUGUUAUUGAUAACAUGUCUGAGACAAAGUGUACGGAGCUUCCCAUUGUCCUUACAAAGACAAGUUCAUCUACCUCAGAACAGCUGAUCCAGUUGGAUCCACCGGAACUUCACUUGCCAUUUUUGCCAAACAAGAAGGUAUUGUCCUCAAUUAAGAUAGAGAACCUUACAGAUUACAAUGUUGGCUUCAAUACAUAUAGCAGGCCAACAAAUGCGGCAUGGUACCACACCGAGCCACCGAGAGGAAUCCUGCCACCACGGUCCACACGAAAACUUAUGGUAACAAGGGAGGAGAAGGAAGAUGCAUUAGAAGAUCAGCAUUUCAAUGACAUGUACUUUGUGUGGAAAAGCAUUGUAUCUGAAGGAGUCAAAGACAGCGAUCUUAGUGAUUACAUGGCUGACCAAGAGAGCCUGGAGCUGCCCAUUAUUCUUGACAAGGCAAACUUGGACCUCUUAUCUUAUGGGUAUGUCAUGGCUGGCGUCACCGCUCCUUAG